Messenger RNA from Verticillium dahliae VdLs.17, 3672 nucleotides. Its product is annotated as U2 snRNP component prp10. The transcript has a single exon. The record is from RefSeq and is a predicted model, not a curated record. Gene Ontology annotation, biological process: spliceosomal complex assembly. Gene Ontology annotation, molecular function: mRNA binding. Gene Ontology annotation, cellular component: U2 snRNP; catalytic step 2 spliceosome; U2-type prespliceosome. NCBI's taxonomy places the organism in Eukaryota, Fungi, Ascomycota, Sordariomycetes, Glomerellales, Plectosphaerellaceae. The coding region runs from base 1 to 3672 and encodes 1223 amino acids.
AUGUCUGACUCGGACUUCGAGACGAUCCGCCAGCUCCAGGCCGAGCGCAACGCUGCCGCUGCCGCCAAAAAAGGCUCUAACGCCUUCGACCCUUCUAACCAGCGCCCCGACACGGUCAGCACCAAGCAGAAGCUUACCGACACCGUUGACACCGAUCUCUAUGAUGCCAACGGCGCCGAUAAGUUUGCUGGCUAUGCCACCUCUAUUCCUACCGGCAUCAACGGCGACGAUGACGACGACGACAUGAACGGCGUCGACAAUACGCGCCGCCUCGUCGGCCAGUAUACUGCCUCUCGCGACAUGCUCGACGAGUUCUCUCGCGGCGAUGGCGUCGAGGAGGAAGACGUGCUUGCUGGCCGCGGCGAGAAGAGCAACCGGAUCACCGAUCGCGAGACCGACUAUCAGAAGCGCCGCUUCGACCGCGUCCUCACCCCCACCCGCGCGGACCCUUUUGCCGCAAACCGUCAAGCUGGCGCCGCCGAGGGUGGCUCGACCUACCGCGAUGUCAUGGAGGCAAAGGAGCUCGAGCGCGAGGAGGAGCGCGUUCGCCGCGCCAUCCUGGACAAGGCCGAGGGCAGGGUCGAAGAUGGCAACACGGCUCCGGCAACCCUGACCAACGGUGACGACAAGGAGAAUGGAGACUCUGGAUCGACUGAGCUCGCUGCUGCCGGGCGCAAGAGGAAGAAGAGAUGGGAUGUUUCAUCCACUCCCACAGACGACGCGGCUGCCGCCCAGCCUGAUGGUGCCGUCAAGAAGCGAUCCCGGUGGGAUCAGACGCCCGCCCCUGGCGCUGAGGUUGUCAAGAAGUCGUCUCGCUGGGACCAGGCUCCUUCUGCCACCCCGAUGGGCAACCAAGGACUGGCUACGCCCAUGCACCCUUCGCAAGCCGGCGGUGCCAUCUUGCCGACCACCUUUGGCCCCGACAUGUCUGGCCGUAACAUGCCGCUCAGCGACGAGGAGCUUAACGAGCUCCUUCCCGGAGAGGAGCAGGGCUACAAGAUCCUCGAGCCCCCUCCCGGCUACGCUCCGCUUCGCGCCCCAACCCACAGGCUUGUGGCAACGCCUGCUCCGCAGAGCGGCUUCACCAUGCAGGAUCCUGAUGCGGUCAGGCUUAGCGGCAAGCCUGUACCGGGAGAAAUUCCCGGCAUUGGCGACCUUCAGUUCUUCAAGGCCGAAGAUAUGGCCUAUUUCGGCAAGCUUACCGACGGCGCCGACGAGAACGAUCUCAGUGUGGAGCAGAUGAAGGAGAGGAAGAUCAUGAGGCUGCUCCUCAAAGUCAAGAAUGGUACACCACCAAUGCGCAAGACUGCUUUGCGACAGCUCACAGACAAUGCUAGGCAGUUUGGAGCUGGUCCACUCUUCGACCAGAUUCUGCCCCUCCUCAUGGAAAAGACUCUGGAAGACCAGGAACGCCACCUGCUCGUCAAGGUCAUCGAUCGUAUAUUGUACAAGCUCGAUGACCUUGUUCGGCCCUAUGUGCACAAGAUUCUCGUCGUCAUUGAGCCGCUGCUCAUCGACCAAGACUACUAUGCCAGAGUGGAGGGUCGUGAGAUCAUCUCCAACCUCAGUAAAGCCGCUGGUCUCGCCACCAUGAUCAGUACCAUGAGGCACGACAUCGAUCAUACCGAUGAGUACGUCAGAAACACCACCGCCCGAGCCUUCGCCGUCGUGGCCUCGGCGCUCGGCAUUCCAGCUCUUCUUCCUUUCCUGAGAGCCGUCUGCCGAAGCAAGAAGCAAUGGCAGGCGCGACACACGGGUGUCAAGAUUGUGCAGCAGAUUCCCAUUCUUAUGGGGUGCGCCGUUCUUCCUCAUCUGAAAGGCCUUGUGGACUGCAUCGCCCCCAACCUGAAUGAUGAGCAGACCAAGGUCCGCACCGUCACCAGUCUGGCCAUCGCCGCCCUCGCCGAGGCAUCGAACCCCUACGGUAUCGAAAGUUUCGAUGACAUCCUCAACCCCCUCUGGACAGGCGCGCGAAAGCAACGAGGCAAGGGUCUUGCUGGCUUCUUGAAGGCUGUUGGCUUCAUCAUUCCCCUCAUGGACGAGGAAUACGCCAACUACUACACGAGCCAGAUCAUGGAGAUUCUCCUUCGAGAGUUCUCCUCACCAGACGAAGAGAUGAAGAAGGUAGUGCUCAAGGUGGUGUCCCAGUGUGCAGGUACCGAUGGUGUCACCGCGGGCUAUCUCAAAGAACACGUCCUCGACGAUUUUUUCAAGAGCUUCUGGGUCAGAAGGAUGGCCCUCGACAAGCGCAACUACAGACAAGUGGUUGAGACCACGGUCGACAUUGGCCAAAAGGUCGGUGUCAGCGAGAUCAUUGAGAGAAUCGUUGUCAACCUGAAGGAUGAGAGCGAAGCAUACCGCAAGAUGACGGUAGAGACGAUUGAGAAGAUCGUUGCGAGUCUGGGUGCUGCCGAUAUUGGCGAGAGACUCGAAGAGCGACUCAUCGACGGCAUUCUGCACGCAUUCCAGGAGCAGAGCGUCGAGGACAUCAUCAUGCUCAAUGGCUUUGGCUCCGUCGUCAAUGCACUGGGCUCCCGGUGCAAGCCAUACCUCCCACAAAUCGUCAGCACCAUUCUCUGGAGACUGAACAACAAGUCAGCCACUGUACGACAGCAGGCAGCUGAUCUUAUCUCGCGCAUUGCUAUGGUCAUGAAGCAAUGCGGCGAAGACGCGCUCAUGGGUAAACUUGGUGUCGUGCUCUACGAGUACCUGGGCGAGGAGUACCCGGAGGUUCUUGGUUCCAUUCUAGGCGCCCUUCGAUCCAUCGUUACCGUCGUUGGUAUCACACAGAUGCAACCGCCCAUCAAAGACCUACUCCCCCGUCUCACCCCCAUUCUUCGCAAUCGACACGAGAAGGUCCAAGAGAACACCAUCGAUCUCGUUGGUCGUAUCGCUGAUCGUGGCCCUGAAAGCGUCAAUGCACGAGAAUGGAUGCGAAUCUGUUUCGAGCUCCUUGACAUGCUGAAAGCCCACAAAAAGGGUAUUCGUCGUGCGGCCAACAACACUUUCGGUUUCAUCGCCAAGGCCAUCGGCCCCCAGGAUGUUUUGGCUACUCUGCUCAACAACCUGAGGGUGCAAGAGCGCCAGUCUCGUGUCAACACGGCUGUCGCUAUUGGUAUCGUGGCCGAAACCUGCGCGCCUUUCACCGUCCUGCCCGCUCUCAUGAACGAGUACCGUGUUCCCGAACUCAAUGUUCAAAACGGUGUACUCAAGUCACUCUCCUUCCUUUUCGAGUACAUUGGCGAGAUGGCCAAGGACUACGUUUACGCUGUCACACCACUGCUCGAAGACGCGCUCAUCGAUCGCGACCAGGUCCACCGACAAACAGCUGCGUCCGUUGUCAAGCACAUUGCGCUCGGCGUGGUUGGCCUCGGCUGUGAGGACGCUAUGAUCCAUCUUCUUAACCUUCUCUACCCGAACUUGUUCGAGACGAGUCCACACGUCAUUGAUCGCAUCGUCGAGGCUAUCGAGGCUGUCCGCAUGGCUGUCGGACCUGGUGUCGUGAUGAACUAUGUCUGGGCGGGUCUCUUCCACCCGGCACGCAAGGUACGCCAGCCCUAUUGGCGGCUGUACAACGAUGCGUACGUCCAGGGCGCGGAUGCCAUGGUACCAUACUAUCCCAACCUCGACGAAGACAAGAUGGACAGGCCAGAGUUGGCUAUCAUGCUUUGA